This is a messenger RNA of Prunus dulcis (almond), 861 nucleotides long. Its product is annotated as protein STRICTOSIDINE SYNTHASE-LIKE 5-like. Gene Ontology annotation, molecular function: strictosidine synthase activity. Gene Ontology annotation, biological process: biosynthetic process. Bases 187 to 861 code for a protein of 224 amino acids. The transcript is spliced from 2 exons. Lineage: Eukaryota; Viridiplantae; Streptophyta; Magnoliopsida; Rosales; Rosaceae. The record is from RefSeq and is a predicted model, not a curated record.
AUGCUUUGGACGUGGAAACUGAGCUCUGCAUACAAUAAUACACCAACCAACCCGUUUAUAAUUCUAAAUGGACCGACCGACCAACUCAUUUAUUUAUUUCUCCAAUUGACUAUAGUUUGAUCAGUUCAUGUCCGAGUCAAAGAACACUGCAGACUCGCCCCAGUCAGCUACCCAAAUCUCCAACUCAUGGCCCUCAGCCACAACUUCUCUGUUUCUAAUCCUAAUACUUCCCGUCAUCACCGCCACGCUCAUCUACCAACUCGACUCGUUCGACCCAGCCCCUCUGCCUUAUCACGAGUUGACUCGCCGCUUAACCAGGAGAGCUCCUGCUCACACCCCUCGCAUGCUUCGAGGGUGGGCUUUGGGCUCUUGCAGGGCCCCGAAGUCGUGGCUUAUCAUUCCGGGUCGGGGCUCAUUUACACGGGUUGUGAAGACGGGUGGCUCAAGCGAGUUAAACUCAACUACUUGGAAAAUCCCGAGUUUGUGGUGGAGAGCUGGGUCAACACGGGCGGCAGACCGCUCGAGCUCGCUUUCGGACUUCACAAUGAAGUUGUCGUCGCUGAUGCCGAUAAGGGCCUGCUGAAUGUAACAAGUGAGGGUGAGGUAAAGCUGCUGACAGACGAGGCUGAGGGUGUAAAAUUUGGAAUUACAGACGGUGUAGAUGUAGCUGUGGAUGAUACGAUUUAUUUCACAGAUGCUUCAUACAAGUACAACUUGACAGACACUAUUUUGGACAUUUUGGAGGGUCAGUCUCAUAGUAGAUUCUUGAGCGCGACCCAACAACCGAACAGACCAAAGUGCUGGUCCGUGACCUAUACUUUGCUAAUGGAGUGGUGGUUUCAGCCGACCAAAGUCACGUAG